Molecule: messenger RNA, 1592 nt
Organism: Sinocyclocheilus rhinocerous
Lineage: Eukaryota; Metazoa; Chordata; Actinopteri; Cypriniformes; Cyprinidae
Product: zinc finger protein 239-like
Exons: 3
Coding region: 1-828 (275 amino acids)
Biological process (GO): regulation of transcription by RNA polymerase II
Cellular component (GO): nucleus
Molecular function (GO): RNA polymerase II transcription regulatory region sequence-specific DNA binding; DNA-binding transcription factor activity, RNA polymerase II-specific
Source: RefSeq, a predicted model, not a curated record
AUGCUGUGCAAAUACAAACCGGAAGACAAGACAACUAGCACAGUCCUGAAAAAGGAGCGGGGCUACAUGUAUUUUGUAGAGACGUUCCACGUGAAAUGCAUGAAAGUCCUUGAGGAUCACAUAAGAAUUCACACCGGAGAGAAGCCGUUCACAUGUGAUCAGUGCGGAAAGAGUUACAAAUGGUCAGAUAGUCUCAGAGUUCAUAAACUCAUUCACUCCGGAGAAAAGCCAUUUAAGUGUGAUCAGUGCGAUAAGAGUUUUUUUCUGAAAAAAGACCUAAAGGAUCACAUAAGAAUUCACACCGGAGAGAAGCCGUUCACAUGUGAUCAGUGCGGAAAGAGUUACAAAUGGUCAGAUAGUCUCAGAGUUCAUAAACUCAUUCACUCCGGAGAAAAGCCAUUUAAGUGUGAUCAGUGCGAUAAGAGUUUUUUUCUGAAAAAAGACCUAAAGGCCCACAUGAAAACUCACACUAAAGAGAAGCCUUACUUGUGUUCUGUUUGUGGGAAGAGUUUUGCAUGGCUGGACUGUUUUAAAGACCAUCUGAAAAUACACUCUGGUGUGAAAGACUAUUUGUGCGCAGAUUGUGGUAAAGCCUUUACUGCAGCCACUCAGCUGAAAGUGCACCGCAGGAUCCAUACUGGAGAAAAACCUUACAAGUGCUCGCAUUGUGAGAAGAGUUUUGGACAGUUAGGAGGCCUGCAAAACCAUGAGAGAAUCCACACGGGAGAGAAACCAUUCCAGUGCCAUCAAUGCGGCAAGAGAUUCGGAUAUUAUAGAGCUGCACAGAUGCACAGAAAGAAGCAUUGCCCAAAAUUAAAGUCAAUAUGACUGAAGAAACAAGAGCUUAAGAGCUCAAGGAAUUAAAAAGUGCUACCUUUUUUGUGAUUAUUGUUUCACUCUAUCCUGUUAUCCUGGUUCACUUCCUAUCUUACAGAUAGACAAUACUACAUUGCUAUAAACAAUUAUAACUCCUCCACUGCUUUACUUAGACAGGGUGUUCCCCAGGGCUCUGUUCUCGGCCCAUUACUGUUUAUUAUUUACAUUAUGCCCCUUGGACAUAUUAUUCGUCAUUAUGGUUUUCAUUAUCACUGUUGUGCUAAUGAUAUUCAGAAAUACUGUAUACCGCUUGCCGUUUGAAUUCUAUCCACCAGACCACAUCACUAUGUGUGUUAAUGAGUUAAAGGCAUGGCUAAAUUCCAAUUUUUUAAGUUUGAACUUGAGCAAGACAGAAAUUUUAAUUACUGUCCCCCCAACUCUAACUAAAAAUAUAACUAAUAUUCCCAGCUUUAACCUUGAUGCUACAACAAUUUUUCCAUCUGCCACCAUUAGAAAUUUGGGCAUUACUCUUGAUCCUUCACUGACCCUGGAUGUUUACAUCAAUAAACUUUUUAAAGUUGCAUUUCUUCAGUUUCACCGUAUAGCCCAACUAGAUUUUGUCUGUAUUCAAUGGGCAGCAGGUAAUUUUCUGUCAUGGCUCCUAAGCUAUGGAACUCUUUAUCACUGGCACUGAGGACAACAACCUCACUGUCUGAAUUUAAAUCACAACUUAAAGCCUAAUUGUUUACCCAACACCUACCAGUCAUAAUUAUGUU